ACGUAAUCAGACGUUUUAUAAAGAGAAGAUAUGUAUUCAAGUAAAAUAUUAAAGUCCUUGGCCACACGGCCAAUGAUUCAGUUACAAACACUAGUACCAGACUGGAUGCCUUUAAACCAGGAAGAGACCAAUCGAUGGUGCACUUUGCCCGAGGCUUACGACCAAGAUUUUGCCAAAAGAAUCCACAACUUUGAGACGAGGGAAAGUGAUGUUUUUGUGGUGACUUUUAUGAAAUGUGGGACAACCUGGAUGCAGGAGUUGGCCUGGCUUUUGCUAAAUAAUCUAGAUUUUGAGAGGGCCAGGUCAAGUUUUUUACUGAGACGCAGUCCCCAUAUCGAACACUCUGCCAUAGACAACAAGGUCACUGUGGAUAACAUAUCUUUGUGCGAUAACUUGAAGGACGAUCCCCGUCUCAUUAAAACCCACUUACCAGCCCAGUUGCUGCCCAAACAGAUUUGGUUGAAAAAAAGGAAAAUUAUAUACGUGGCUCGCAAUCCAAAGGAUGUUCUUGUUUCUUCUUACCAUUUCCUAACCGGCAUAGGACUCUGGGAGGGAAGUUUGGAGGAGUUCACAAAUCAGUUUAUCGAGGAUCGCAUUAUAUUCACUUCAUACUGGUCGCAUGUCUUGGACUUUCAUCAAAUGCGCCACGAACCAAAUGUUUUUUUUGUAACAUACGAGGAAAUGAAAAACGAUUUGAAAAGUGUAGAUUUAUAG
Drosophila bipectinata is the source of this 714-nucleotide messenger RNA. RefSeq names its product luciferin sulfotransferase-like. Lineage: Eukaryota; Metazoa; Arthropoda; Insecta; Diptera; Drosophilidae. The record is from RefSeq and is a predicted model, not a curated record. Gene Ontology annotation, cellular component: cytoplasm. Gene Ontology annotation, molecular function: sulfotransferase activity. Gene Ontology annotation, biological process: sulfation.